AUGGCCCAAAUCGGCAAGGUCGACGAAUUCAAGCCAGAAAAUGAGCCGUGGACUGCAUACGUCGAGCGGCUGGAACAGUUUUUCGAUGCUAACGACAUAGAUCAAGGGAAGAACUGGCUGAGAGAACUAAAGCUCAACUGGAAACUGAUCAAAUAUGUGACAGCGACAAAGCCACAUACCAUUCAGGACUUGCUGGACAAAUACUGUGACGUGUUCAAGGACGACUUGGGCACUCUCAAGGACAUUACAGCCUCCAUCAUCGUGAAGCCAGAGCGCAUUAUGGAAAACAUCAUGAAGGAUUUGCCAGUGGUUGUCUACCUGGAUGACCUGUUAAUCACUGGACGCAAUAAAAUGGAGCACAAUGAUAACUUGGAAUAUGUUCUGCAACGUCUACAGGAAAAUGGGUUGCGAGUGAAACGUUCCAAGUGUGAGUUUGACAAAGAGCAGAUUGAGUACCUGGGACACGUGUUGGACGAGCACGGCAUCCACCCAGCAAAAGACAAGUACCGGACCACCCCCAACUGCACAACAGGUCAGUCUCCAGCGGAUCUAUUUCUUCACAGACACGUCCGCACCCGGCUGGAUUUCUUGAAGCCUAACACCAAAGAGACUGUUCGACGGCUGCCCUUUGACUCCUCCACCGACUACUAUGGCUGUGACUAA
This is a messenger RNA of Knipowitschia caucasica, 663 nucleotides long. Lineage: Eukaryota; Metazoa; Chordata; Actinopteri; Gobiiformes; Gobiidae. The record is from the annotation of a GenBank genome assembly.